Messenger RNA from Oryzias melastigma (Indian medaka), 2169 nucleotides. RefSeq names its product mixed lineage kinase domain-like protein. The record is from RefSeq and is a predicted model, not a curated record. Lineage: Eukaryota; Metazoa; Chordata; Actinopteri; Beloniformes; Adrianichthyidae. Gene Ontology annotation, molecular function: protein kinase activity; ATP binding. Gene Ontology annotation, biological process: cell surface receptor signaling pathway; protein phosphorylation. The coding region runs from base 90 to 1472 and encodes 460 amino acids. The transcript has 11 exons.
CUGCUUAAAACAGCUGAACUUGCAGUCAUCUUACACUGAUCGAGAUUCCUGCAUACAGUGACUGUCCACAUUCCUGCAAAACAAUAGCCAUGGACUUCAUAGAGCCCAUCCUGUCAGUUGUUAAAUGCAUCUAUGACCUGGUUGAGGAGGUGAAGGCCAAUAAAAAGCGCAGUCAGCGCAUUUGCGACCGAGUCAAAGCCUUGGAGAAGAUCAUUCGCUCCAUUCAAACCGAAAAGAAAGUUGUAGAAACUGAAAAUGUGAAGAGCAUCAUCAAGGAUCUCUCAAUCACUCUAGACUCAACACGGAAUCUCCUGGCAAAACAUGCGUCUUCAAACUGGAUGAAACGUGCCAUUAAAAAGGGUUACUAUGAAGAAGAGUUCAACCAUGUGAACGAAAGGCUCAACGAUGCCUUCCAGGCUCUUACUUUAGCUCUGAAUGUACAGCACGACGCAGCAGUCUGCGAGGUUUUUGACAUUGUUGUUCAGAAGAAGCAGGAUGAAGAAGACAGGAGGAAGGACGAGGAGGAGCUGCUGGAGAUGAUGACUUCUAUGCAGAGUGAUGUGACUGAAAUUCUCGCCCUCUUGAAGAUGCAAAAAAUGCCCUACGAGGAAAUUCGGAAGAUAAAACUUUCUGAGCUAAAAUUUAUCCCAGACUUCCCCAAAAAGCCAUUCAUGAUGACUGAGUCUGCAGAGAACUACAAGGGAGAGUUUCAAGGAUUCCCGGUGGUCAUCAAGAAAUAUCUCAACACAGGCCCUGUCUCAAGUUCUGAGGUGGAAACGAUUUUCAAAAAGGAAACUGAUACGAUGAAUCGCUUUCAAUCCCCCAACAUCCUGCGUUUGUUUGGGAUCUGCAUCAAUAAUGAAAACUCUCCACAGGCUGAGUUCCUGAUCGUCAUGGAGUACUGCGAAAAAGGAAGCCUUCGAGAAGUUCUGGGCUCGGACUGUCAACUGUCCUGGACCAGGAAAGCUCACAUGUGCCUUGAUGUGGCGCAGGGAAUCUAUAGGCUGCACCAGGCAGAACAAAACUUCAAGGUUCAUGGAAGCAUCAGCAGCAGCAAGUUACUGGUAGAUGAGGCCUACAGAGUCAAGCUGGGAGGCUUUGAGCUUUCAAAAACGGAGACAUCGCUUCAAAAGUCUGUGAAAAAAAACGCGCAGGAGUCAACUCUGUGCUACGCCGCUCCUGAAAUGCUGGAUAACCUCAACAACAAAUUCACCAAAGAGUGUGAGAUCUACAGCGUCGGGAUUGUUCUGUGGGAAAUUGCAACUCGGAAGAAACCCUUUGAUGGUUUAGAAGGAGGCCUCAUUUAUAAAAAAGUGUGGAAAGAAAAAUAUCAAGAGCCACUUCCACCUGAUUGUCCUGAAAAUCUCCAGCAGAUAAUCAACGCCUGCCGGGCUUACAACAGCUUUGACCGACCAUCAGCUGGUGUGCUCAUGGAUAAACUGCGCUUGGUGGUGGCCAAGCUGGAGCAGUGAGACAACAAUCAUCUUCAGAGGAAUCAGACAUGCAGCCUAGAGCUGCGUUCAGGGUGUUCUAGAGCUGCGUUCAUGUGUUCUAGAACUGCGUUCAGAGUGUUCUAGAGCUGCGUUCAGUGUGUUCUUUCUAUUUUAAACAUUUACAUUUGCUUAUGAAACAAAGGGAACUAGGCUACAUUACAUUAAUUAAUAAUUCUAAACCGUUUUAUUAAAAAUUCUUACUUAAACCUCAUAAUGUUACUUUUUGUGCGACCGGAGUAAAGAUCUGGUCAGAGAACAGUCUGCACUUUUACCUGAGAAACUCUAGCUAAACAGAACUAGACCAGCUGGUUUCUCCAUCAGAAGCUGAAUUUACUCUUCAACUGUAAAUCUAGCCUUUAAGAUGCAGACUCUGUCCAUUUCUGACAUUUUAUUGGUGAUUGUGCAGAGAUGGAUGACUAAAAUGGUGACUGGCUUAGGGUGAACGCAAUAAGGAUUUUGCACUGUUGACUUCAUGUUGGUGAAGGUUCUCACUGCUGCUUCUCGAACAAUUGUCACUUUUAAAAUUCAAUAGAAAAGUAGGGAGAAAUGUUUGUUCUUAAAAUCAAUUAUAAACCUGUAGCUUAUUCCGACCUAAGAACUUCACUACACAUCAAAACUUAAUGGCUUCAUUUGAAAGAUUCAAAGUCCCCCUUCAUUGAAACUCAUGUUUUUAGAG